AUGGAUCCUCACGAAGCCUGGAACGACACCAUUAGAGAGUUGUGUUUCGGCAAUGACUCUUCCGAUGAGGAAGAUAAUUUGUUCCUUGCGACUGUGGCCGCGAUCCAUGAGUCGUCGGCAACACAGCGCGGAGCUUGGGGCGGUUCAGUGCCCGGACGUCGCCGUAUCCAGCGGAAUCGCUUGGAAGGGCACCAAAGGUUGUUCAAUGACUACUUCGUCGAUCCCCCUGUGUACCCCGAUUACAUAUUCCGGCGCAGGUUCAGGAUGAAACGUGGCAUGUACCUCAGAAUCGUGGAGGCAGUUGAGGACCGUGACCCGUGGUUCCAACAGAGGAGGAACGCGGCACGGGAGCUCGGACUGUCCGCGUUGCAAAAAGUCACUGCGGCGUUUCGUAUGCUAGCAUACGAUGCUCCUGCCGAUUCGCUGGAUGAGUGCCUCCGACUCGGAGAGUCCACCAUCAUUGAGAGUAUGAGGCGGUUUGUUCGGGCCGUCGUCGAGGUGUUUGGCGAUGAGUACCUCCGUUCUCCAAACAAGGAGGACACCGCUCGUUUGAUUGCUACAAACGAGCGAAGAGGGUUCCCGGGGAUGCUGGGAAGCAUCGAUUGUAUGCAUUGGAGGUGGAAGAACUGUCCGACAGCCUGGUCGGGUUCUUUCACCGGCCACGUCAACUCUCCGACGAUCAUACUAGAGGCGGUGGCGUCGCAGGACCUGUGGAUUUGGCAUGUCUUCUUUGGAAUGCCGAGUUCCCUGAACGACAUCAACGUUCUGCACCGCUCGCAUCUGCUCGACAACCUUGCAGCUGGUGUGGCACCACAGGACACGCACACGCACCACCACAGUGAUGAGAGGUUCAUGGCGUUCGGCCACUUGGCCGGCCACCUUGGCAGCUUCGAUGACGGCAACGUGUCGCUGACGCUGGGCCUGCUACUAUGCAACGACGCUAGUGCCGUGCCGGCUGAGCAGCAAUGGCUGCACUGCUCCACCCUCCCCUACCCACCCCCUCGGUCUAGGCUGCUCCCGGCUUCUCCCCUCCUUCGUGGGAGUGCCUGGUGGGGCUACGGGGUCUGUCGAUGA
Messenger RNA from Phragmites australis (common reed), 1074 nucleotides. RefSeq lists its product as uncharacterized. Lineage: Eukaryota; Viridiplantae; Streptophyta; Magnoliopsida; Poales; Poaceae. Bases 1 to 1074 code for a protein of 357 amino acids. The record is from RefSeq and is a predicted model, not a curated record. The transcript is spliced from 3 exons.